AUGCUCCGGGCACUUCUUCUUCUUCUUCUGGCUCUCCCUACAGUAAUCCUCGCGUUGGGACGAACCCAAUCGGUCGGAGUGAAAGGGACUCUGAUCUGUGAGGACAAGCCUGCUGGAGGAGUGAAAAUCAAGAUUUAUGAUGAGGAUAAGUGUGAGUUUCAAUUCUCGAAAGUGUCCAACAGAACAUUUCGCUUUGCUUUCAGUGUCGCCGGAUGAGUUGAUGGUCGCCGGAAAGACGGACUCGGACGGAAGGUUCGAUCUGAAGGGAAGCGCCGACGAGUUCACGUCGAUCGAGCCGAAGAUCAACAUCUACCACGACUGUGACGACGGAAUCAAACCGUGCCAGAGGAAGAUCACCGUGUACAUUCCGAGCAAAUACAUCUCCAGCGGAAAGGAACCCAAGAAGAUCUUCGACUUUGGAACCCUUCAGUUGGCGGGAAAGUUCACCGGAGAGACUAGAGAUUGUUUGAAUUAA
This is a messenger RNA of Caenorhabditis sp. 36 PRJEB53466, 475 nucleotides long. NCBI's taxonomy places the organism in Eukaryota, Metazoa, Nematoda, Chromadorea, Rhabditida, Rhabditidae. The record is from the annotation of a GenBank genome assembly.